Messenger RNA from Aspergillus luchuensis, 189 nucleotides. RefSeq lists its product as uncharacterized. The transcript is spliced from 3 exons. The coding region runs from base 1 to 189 and encodes 62 amino acids. The record is from RefSeq and is a predicted model, not a curated record. Lineage: Eukaryota; Fungi; Ascomycota; Eurotiomycetes; Eurotiales; Aspergillaceae.
AUGAAGUUCUCCAUCUUCGCUACUCUCGCCUUCCUCGGCCUUGCUCUUGCCUCUCCCGCCGCGAAUUCCGCGAGCAACACUGCUACUCUUCCCUCUGGCGCAACCUGCAACAAGGACGGAAGCAUGGGCAACUGCCAAAGUGGACUCUGCGUUCAAGAGGAGAACGCCAGCACUGGAACUUGCCAGUAA